This is a messenger RNA of Photinus pyralis (common eastern firefly), 1941 nucleotides long. Its product is annotated as cytochrome P450 6j1-like. NCBI's taxonomy places the organism in Eukaryota, Metazoa, Arthropoda, Insecta, Coleoptera, Lampyridae. The record is from RefSeq and is a predicted model, not a curated record. The transcript is spliced from 6 exons. Gene Ontology annotation, molecular function: oxidoreductase activity, acting on paired donors, with incorporation or reduction of molecular oxygen; heme binding; iron ion binding. Bases 222 to 1694 code for a protein of 490 amino acids.
CUGUGUUCUUCAGUCUAACGAAUAAUUACAGUGGUAAUUCCAUCUAUUUAACGCUACCUGCACAAUGAGAGUAUAACCCGAGAUCCCCAAAACGGAAAAAGAUAUUGCUCACUGAACAGUGAGCACAUACACUCAGCUGCGAAUAAAUCGAGGGACGCAAUAAUCAAGCUCAACUACCAAAUACGACUUAUCGCUUCUUGGGCCAGAAAUCACAAUUCAAUAUGAUAUUGUUGAUAUUUGCCACCGCACUAUUGAUCGGCGCCUGUACAAUCGUACACUAUUUUAAAAAUAAGUACAAGUACUGGGAAUCAAGAGGUGUGCCAUACGACAAACCAACUUUGUUCUUCGGCAGCUUCUGGCGCUUCUUUUUCGAAAGAGAUAACUUGAACAAGUACCUGGAGCGAACCGGAAAGAAAUAUGAUUCGCCUUAUUUUGGAUUCUUUAUAUUUACCAAGCCGAUACUGGUAAUCCAGGAUAUUGAGAUAGCGAAAAGGAUCUUCGUUAAAGAUUUCGUGUCGUUUCCAAACAAGCUAUUUUUUCCUGACAAACAUUACGAUCCAAUAUUUAAUAAUUCAUUAAUAAACUUAAGAGGAGAAGACUGGAGGUAUAUGAGACGCAAACUUAGUCCAGUGUUUACAACUGGCAAGAUAAAGACCAUGUUGGAGAUAAUUGAUGAGUGUUCAGAUCGCCUAACGAGAUAUUUGGCGAACAUUCCAGAUGGAGAUCUGGAGGUUACUGAGGUAGCGUCCAGGUUUGCAGCGGAUGUGAUCUCCUUAUGCAUGUUUGGUGUAAAAUGCGAUUGUUAUCAAAAGCAAAUACACAACUUUCAAUAUUAUGGCGAAAAUAUACUUACCAAAGGAACUAUUGGUGUCAUCAUAACUGUCGCGUAUAUAUUCGUCCAUUUUGCGGUUAAGAUUUUUAAAUUCACGUAUUUUAAUCCAGAGGGAGUGAAAUAUUUUCGAGGCGUUUUUACAGAUAUUUUCAAUGAACGCAAGGAGCAGUAUCUUAAGCGCAAUGACUUAGUAGACAUUUUGCUGGACUUUAAGCGAAGUGAUGGAAACAAUGGCAGAUUCGUGCACGACGACACUCAACUACUUGCACAAGCGAUUGCCUUUUCCUUUGCGGGACAAGAAACGACAUCAUCUAUACUUUCGUUUACGCUCCACGAGUUAAGCCUGAACAACUCAAUACAAGAUCGAUUGAGGCAAGAAAUUGUUGAAAUAAGUAAUAGAUAUGGAAAUCUCAAUUAUCGGGGAUUGCAUGAAAUGAAGUACUUAAGCAUGGUUGUUAAUGAAACACUACGGAAACACCCUCUCACUACUUUUGUUCAGCGGGAAGCACUCGAUGACUACACUUUUCCUGAAACGGGACUCCAAUUGGAACGGGGAACGGGAAUAAUUGUACCUUUAAAGAGCUUCCAUUACGACCCCAAGUACUUUCCAAACCCUGAGAUUUAUGAUCCGGAAAGGUUUAGGGAGCAGGAUACACAUAUGGCGUUUGGUAUUGGGCCUAGGGGUUGCAUCGGAAAGAGAUUUGCUCUGGUAACGAUAAAGAUGGCACUGGUAAAUAUACUGAAGAAGUUUAAAGUGGAAAGAAAUGCAGAAACAAGAGAGACAAUACCAAUUAACUCGCCGCUCAUUUUUAGACCAGAAAAUUGCGUCAAUGUAAGAUUUACGCAUCUCAGUGAAACGUAGUGGACCACUCAGAUGACCUCUUCAAGUGUUACCGUUUAAAAUUAACUAAAAGUAGUAUCGUUUGCAUCGAUCAUAAAUGUGUAAUUCAGAAAUUAGUAAAAAAUUCUUGAAAAAACACAAGAAAAACGUUGUUCUGAAUUUUUAAAACAAAGAUUCAGUUUAGCUGUUCAGCAGGGAAAUGCGGCUUGUAUUUUAAGCACUCUACCGCCACAGACAGCAUUUAAUAAAAAUUUUUAUAUUUUAAAUA